CGUGCUGUUUUCCUUUCAGAGCAGAAGAAGAAGCUGAACCUCGUGUGUCUGCCUGCUGGAGUGGUUCGGCUGGAUGCUGUGAUUGACUGGGAUCAUAAACCAGGCAGCAGAUCAUCGAUUAUCGAUCAGAAAUGACUAAAGUGAAGAAGGAGAAGGUUUCGGACGGAGAGGAAGCCGCGGCGGCGGAAGCGGGGGGACCAGAGCGGAGCUACGCCGAGCUGGUCGCUCACCUCAACCCCAUCGCCCAGCCGCUGGCCUCCAGGAAGCUCAGCAAGAAGCUCUACAAGUGCGUGAAGAAAGCCGCGAAGGGGAAGAACAUCCGGCGGGGAGUCAAGGAGGUCCAGAAGUUCAUCAACAAAGGAGAGAAAGGCAUCGUGGUUCUGGCCGGAGACACGCUGCCCAUCGACGUCUACAGCCACCUUCCGGUCAUGUGUGAGGACCGCAACCUGCCCUACGCCUACAUCCCGUCUAAAGUGGAUCUGGGCUCUUCCGCCGGCUCCAAGCGGCCGACCUGCGUCAUCCUGAUCAAACCGCACGCGGACUACCAGGACGCCUACGAUGAGUGUCUGGAUGAGGUCUCUCACCUGCCCAAACCGCUCUGAGCCAAUCAGGACGCAGCUCAUCUGAACUCAGCCAAUCAGGACGCAGCGCCCGCCUUAUAUUUAAGGGCGCAGUACGCCCUGAUUUCUCCCAGAAUCUCAUGUUUUUCUGCUGCGCUAGCGGUUUUCACCCGUUUCCAGUGUUUGUGCUAAGCUAAGCUAAUGAUGGACUGAAGGACGCUGCCCCCUGCUGGACACUGGAAGCCAUGUUUCUAGUUUUUUUAUAUUAAAAAUGUUAAAACUAUAGUUUCUGGAGUUAUUUGUUUGGAUAAAAAUUAUUCAUAGUGUUUAAAGGAUAAAUGCUGCAGGAACUUGAUUUCUCUGGUCUCUCUUGUGCAAAAGUCUUUAACCCCCCUACUCUUUGUUAACCCUGGGAGGAAAGUAUUUU
Messenger RNA from Xiphophorus couchianus (Monterrey platyfish), 987 nucleotides. RefSeq names its product NHP2 ribonucleoprotein homolog (yeast) (gene nhp2). Lineage: Eukaryota; Metazoa; Chordata; Actinopteri; Cyprinodontiformes; Poeciliidae. The transcript is spliced from 4 exons. The coding region runs from base 132 to 602 and encodes 156 amino acids. Gene Ontology annotation, cellular component: nucleolus. The record is from RefSeq and is a predicted model, not a curated record. Gene Ontology annotation, molecular function: RNA binding.